GCAAUUCUGUCGUGCGACCUGAGAUCCAAUUGCGUGGUGCUAACAGCAGGCUCCAGCAUACAAAUACGAUACUGCCGAAGCUAAUGCCAUAGUUUUCUGGGGCAGAGAAACCACAGCGUUCGAGACCCGAAUACGACGGGAACGAAAUACGACUGAGCGUAUAUAUGUAAUCUUUGCACGCGACAAUGGCAUCGACAAACGAUCAACGCGCAGUCGGCGGACCAGGCUCAAGCGACCAGGACCAACUGCCAUCAGCCAUGCUCCAGCAGGCCGAAGCUGCUGUCGCGGGUGAAAACGAUCGCCUGAGCAGAACCGAUUCUGAGCGACGACAUAUCGGCCGAGAUGUUCCUGUACAUCAUGUGGACUCUUUUGCCUCCGAGCAGACAGAACAUGAUAUACCGCCGCCGGCAUACGGUGAACAUUAUGGCACGGUCGAGCAAGAGCAGGAAGGCUUUGGAACGAAAGCUCGCGUUGCGGAAGAUGGACGAGUGAAUAUUAGGAUCGAUCAACGAAACAGACGUCUUUCUCAAUUGCUGGUGCCCAGUCUGAAGCAGUUGCAAGCAGCGGCGGAUCAGGAACAUGCUCCACCGCCGCCGUAUAUUCCACCCUCGCUUGGUGGAGAGGAAGGACAGGCUCCACCGCCGCCCAUGAACGUGGUCAUCCAGGUGGUGGGAUCAAGAGGCGAUGUCCAGCCGUUUGUGGCUUUGGGAAAGGUGUUGAGUGAGACAUAUGGACAUCGCGUUCGACUCGCCACGCACCCGAACUUCAAGGACUUCGUCACCGAAAAUGGAUUGGAGUUCUUCAGUAUCGGAGGUGAUCCCCAAGCUCUGAUGGCAUUCAUGGUGAAGAACCCUGGUCUCAUGCCCGGAUUUGAUUCUUUGCGAGCAGGAGAUGUUGGAAAGAGGAGAAAAGAGGUUGGAGAGUACCUCAAAGGUUGCUGGAGAUCGUGCUUCGAAUCGGGAGAUGGCUCUGGUCCCGAAGCCAAGGACGACACGGUCGAAGACUGGACAUCAAAUGGGCCGAGCGAAGGCGAUUAUUUGCAUAAGCCGUUUGUGGCUGACUGCAUAAUCGCCAAUCCUCCUUCAUUUGCCCACAUCCAUUGUGCAGAGAAGCUUGGGAUACCGCUACACGUCAUGUUCACGAUGCCUUACUCGCCGACCCAGAGCUUUCCUCAUCCGCUCGCGAACAUUCAAUCAUCCAACGCGGAUGCGAAUUUGACUAAUUACAUCUCGUACGCAUUGAUCGAUAUGCUCACAUGGCAAGGACUUGGAGACAUCAUCAAUCGAUUCCGACAGAGAAGUCUGGGUUUGGAUCCGAUCAGCCUAAUGUGGGCGCCAGGCAUGCUGCAGAGACUCAAGAUACCUCACACUUAUUGUUGGUCAUCGGCUCUGAUUCCGAAACCACGCGACUGGGGCGCAAAUAUCAGCAUCUCGGGUUUCUUCUUCCUUGAUCUUGCAAAGAACUAUACGCCGGAUCCUGAACUGAAGGCUUUCCUGGACGCCGGCCCACCGCCUGUUUACAUCGGCUUUGGAUCUAUCAUGUUGGACGAUCCAACCGCUAUGACGAAAUUGAUCUUCGAGGCAGUUGCAAAGACUGGUCAGCGAGCACUCGUGUCGAAGGGUUGGGGAGGUGUUGGUGCCGAUGAGCUCGGCAAGCCGGACAAUGUCUACAUGCUCGGGAACGUCCCACACGACUGGCUCUUCCAGCAGGUCUCUUGUGUCGUCCAUCACGGAGGCGCAGGUACGACAGCUGCGGGUAUCACAGCCGGAAGACCUACGUUGGUCGUGCCUUUCUUCGGCGACCAGCAGUUCUGGGGAUCAAUGGUGGCGCGAGCGGGAGCUGGACCGGAGCCAAUUCCAAACAAGCAGUUGACUGCAGAAAACCUCGCAGCUGGCAUACAGAAAUGCCUUGAACCCGAAAGCCAAGAGCGCGCACGCGAAAUGGCCGCUAAGAUUGCCUCUGAGAAAGGCAGUCAGGUUGGCGCACAGAGCUUCCACCAAUUUCUGGAUGUUGAUAAGCUGCGGUGCAGUCUCGCGCCAUCGCGGGCGGCGGUCUGGCGGAUCAAGCGUACUCAAGCACGAUUAAGCGCAAUGGCUGCGUGUACGCUCGCGCAAGAAGGUCUGCUCGACUUCAAUGAUCUCAAGCUGUAUCGGCCGCGGGAGUAUGAAGCUGACGAAGGCCCCUGGGAUCCGAUUACUGGUGGUGCGACAGCUUUGAUCGGUACUAUGAGUACAAUGAUGCUGGGAGUGGCUGACUUUCCGAUCGAGACACUAAAGGCGCUGCACAUUCAUCCCGACGUCAAGGCGAAGAAAGAGAGCAAGAAGGAUGGAAAAAAACCAGAAGCCCCUGAUAGAACGGAUAGUUCGACUGGCUCGAUCACAUCUGGUAUCAUGAGCCCAAAGUCUGAUGAUGCAGGCACCGUAAACACCGACACGUCUUCCCACACCGGUGCAGACACCCCACGAAGCAAUACGGACACAUCUUCCAUCGCACCCUCGGCUUCUGACAACAGGUCGCAAUCAAGCUUCAAUUUGCAAGAGUCAUUGGCGCGCCUGAAUGUAGGACCUUUAUCUCCUGGCUCGCAAACCGACUCAGGCCGCAAGACUACUUCCUCAUCUAUGGCUGAUGCUCUGAGCGGCCAGAAGGAUGGUGCUUCACAGUCUCGCUCAAGCAGCCGGUCAUCGCAUCGACAAGGCUCAAGCAAUGCACUGAAGGACAUCGACUGGAAAUCUCAAUUCCAGACUGGCACAGAUACGGCCAAGGGCGUGCAUCGCAUUGUCGGUGCUGGCCUCAAGUCUCCAUUGGACUUCACGAUGGGUCUGUCAAAAGGAUUCCAUAACGCUCCAAAGCUCUACGGCGACGAUACCGUCCGGAAGUCAGAGAAAGUCACUGAUUUCAGGUCUGGUAUGCGUGCUGCCACGAAAGAGUUUGGCUACGGUUUGUACGACGGCAUUACUGGUCUUGUCACACAACCCAUCAAGGGCGCUGCCAAGGAAGGCCCGGCCGGCUUUGUGAAAGGCUUUGGAAAGGGGCUCGGUGGUAUCGCAUUGAAGCCUGGAGCCGCGUUCUUCGGUAUACCAGCUUAUACUAUGAAGGGCCUUUACAAGGAGAUCCAGAAGUCGUUUGGCUCGAGCGUGCAGAACUACAUCAUCGCAGCACGAACGGCACAAGGCUUUGACGAGUAUCAGAGUGCAUCUCCGGAAGAGCGCCGGGAUGUAGUCCUGCGUUGGAAAGUCUUGCAGAAGGACCUCAAGAAGAAGCGCAAUCCGGAUGAGCUGGUUCGCGAUAUCUUGAAAGAGCAAAUGGACAAGAAAGAACACUGGCUUGAAGCUCGCAAGUUGAAGAAGGACAGCUGUCACAACACCCGCAGUGCCAGCAGUUCCAAUACUCCCAGGCGUGAUCCUGAAGAAUCAAUGCUGGCUAUGGGAACCGAUCGUGCUUAUACGGAGGAGCCAGAUGAAAUUGAGAGACGUGCAGUUGAGGAGGCGAUUCGACUUUCUGUUCUGGAGACUUCUCACGGAGAUGCCACCGAAGAUGCGCGCAUAGAGCAGCAAAUACGGGGCAAGAUUGCUGCAGUCCAGCAGAACCAUGCUUCCCACGUGGACCCCUCUGAAGAUGAGGCAAUGCGUCAAGCGAUGCAAGCAAGCGUCGCGGAUGCAGAGCGGCAUCAGCAAGAGCGCUCUCAGUACGACCGAGAACUCGAGCAAGUCAUUGCCCAGAGUCUGAAAGAGCAGAGAGGCUUCACCGACAGUGACAGUGACACUGGCCGACGCAGUUCUGCUAUCUCGGAAAACACGCUCGCUCCCGCUGAUCGGCCUCCAGAGUACGACCCUGGUCACUUGGGCGGCACAACGAGAGAAGAGUUCGAGCGCGAUUCCAGUCAACGUGUGGAUGAGAAGACACAACAGGAGAAGACCGAGGAGGAGAUUGUGUUGGAAUAUAUCAAAAAGCAAAGUCUGCUUGAACAGAAGGCAAGGGCAUCACAGGGCCAGAAAUUUGCCGACGAGGACGAGGAGUUGCAGAGGGCUUUGAAGGCUAGUAUGCAAGGUCAUGAGCCUCGUAUUGGUGAGGCAUCUGGAUCACAAUGAAGUUGAAGUUGGCUUUCGAUUGACAAUGGCGGACGACAAGCAUAGCAUUGCGAAGCAAAGUGAGAUGAUUCGAUGAUACCCACGAAGUAUAGCUUGUCUGUUAUGUUAUGUACAUGUAAGAAUCUGAAAACAAACAUCAGAUUCAUUCUCUGAACGUUCGAUGGUCUUGAUCACGGCAGAGAAGGCCCAGACCCACAGCACACGACAGCCUUACAGCACCAACGGAC
Messenger RNA from Cercospora beticola, 4315 nucleotides. Its product is annotated as glycosyltransferase. Gene Ontology annotation, biological process: carbohydrate metabolic process. The record is from RefSeq and is a predicted model, not a curated record. Lineage: Eukaryota; Fungi; Ascomycota; Dothideomycetes; Mycosphaerellales; Mycosphaerellaceae. Gene Ontology annotation, molecular function: hexosyltransferase activity; UDP-glycosyltransferase activity.